AUGCAGAGACUCCGACAGUACACGCUCUAUCAUACAAUCCGCUUGUUGUCAAAAGCGGAUCCCCUGAAGUAUCUACUCGACAGCCCAUCCUCUAUGAGGAACAUUGCAAAGUGGUGCCGUCAGCUGACGGAGUACAACAUCGAGUACGUGCCUCGCACGUCAGUCAAGGGGCAGGCUAUUACAGACCAUUUGGCGGAAUUUCCGAUUGAGGACGACGCGCUGGUCAAUCCCGAUUUUCUGGACGAAGGGGUCCUCCAAGUGGACGAGGAGGAGGAUGGAAUCGCGUGGAAAAUGUACUUCGACGGCGUCGUAAAUUCCACCGGCUCUGGUUUCAGCGCAGUACUGAUAUCUCAAAACGGGCGUUAUUAUCCAAUUGCGGCGAAAAUUGAUUUCCCCUGCACCAACAACGUGGCCAAAUACAAGGCAUGCAUCCUCGCCCUGCAGGCAGCGAUCGAUUUCAAGGUAAAGGAGUUGGAGGUUUUCGGGGAUUCGAUGCUCCCAAUCUUCCAGACACUAGGACAAUGGAAGACGAAAGACGCGAAGCUGGUGCCAUACCACGAGUACCUCGAGGAGUUGGCGGAGAACUUCAAGAAAAUCUCGUUCACAUAUACGCCGCAAAUCAAGAAUCAGUUCGCAGACGCACUCGCAACACUCGCAUCGAUGGUGAGCAUCACAAAAGAAAAUCUCAUCGAGCCACUCGAAAUCGAGAUUACCAAAGGUUCUGCUCAUUGCGACGCAAUCGAGGUGACCGAUAAACGGCCAUGGUACGAGGACAUCAAGGAAUGUUUGCGAACCGGCCAAUACUCGGCAUUCGCCAAUCGUCGGGACCGAAAAGCACUCCGGCGACUCGCAGUGCAUUACUUCCUAACUGGAGAGACUCUCUAUCUCCGUUCCUUCGACGCCACGCUACUCCGGUGUGUAGACGAAAAUGAGGCACGACGCCUCAUGGGAGAGAUACACGAAGGGAGCUACGGACCCCACAUGAGCGGGCUCAUGCUCACCAAGAAACUCAUGCACUUGGGUUACUUCUGGUCCACCAUGGAGGCCGAUUGCGCCAAACACGUCAGAACCUGCCACUUAUGCCAAGUCUAUGCCGACCAGAUCAAAGUGCCCCCUAACGAGCUACUCCCAAUGGCAGCCCCAUGA
Messenger RNA from Punica granatum (pomegranate), 1146 nucleotides. NCBI's taxonomy places the organism in Eukaryota, Viridiplantae, Streptophyta, Magnoliopsida, Myrtales, Lythraceae. The record is from RefSeq and is a predicted model, not a curated record.